GAGGAGCGCCGUGUGUCACAGAAGCAGCACCACUUGAAGUGGGUGGCGGCGCGUUAUCAGCACCCUCCGAAAAGAGCCCGUCUCCUCCGCGGCCGGCGAGGAGGGCGGAACAUGUUUGUGCCGGAACCACUGCGCCGCUGGGUUGGGCAGCCAGACGGAGGGAAUGACGCGGCUAGGAAACGACCAAGGCGAAGCAGCCCUUAGGCCUUGACCUCGAGCGGGAGGCGAAGCGGGGUGAUGGUCAGAGGUCAGGCCGCGGCCGCCGCGGCGGUGGAGAGCGCGAGGAAGGGCUUUUUGGCUCCGCAAGGGCCGCGCGGCUUCGUCCUCCCGCCGGGCCCCGCCCGCUCCCGCCGUUGCCUAGGAGACUGGAAGCGCACCGGCUCCCUCGCGCCGGGACUCGGGCGGGGCGGCGGCGGCGCGAGCUCCUUCCCGGGAGGCCGGCGCGGGACGGGGCUUUGCUUCCUCAGCCUGGGCGCGGGGGGCCGGUGCCCAGCCGCUGGGGCGCGAGAUGUGAAUAUCCAUGCAUCAUAUCCACAACUUGAAAACAAGAGUAGUUUUCCCCCAUCAGGAAACAGGAAGCUUUAUUUUGACACCCAUGCCUUUGUAUGCCUUCUAGAAGAAAAUGGAUUCACUACUCAGCAGUCUGAGAUUAUUGUGUCUGCUUUAAUAAACAUCAUAAAUAACAACAUGAAUGUGAUAUACAAAGACAUGGUCACAAAAGUGCAACAGGAAAUUGCUCUUCAGCAGAUAAUGUCUCAUAUUGGUGGUGUGAAAAAAGACAUGAUUAUUUUGGAAAAGAGUGAAUUUUCAGCACUUCGAGCAGAAAAUGAGAAAAUAAAACUUCAACUUUACCAGCUAAGAAAGCAAGUAAUGGAUGAAGUUUCCAAAGUUCGUACAGACAGCAAGCUAGAUUUCAACUUGGAAAAGAGCAGAACAAAAGAAUUGUAUUCGCUUAAUGAGAGGAAACAGUUGAAAAUGAGAACAGAAGUAGUGGAAUUGCAUGCCCAACAGGACAGAGCUUUAACACAGACGUACAGGAAAAUAGACACUGAAGUUGCAGGCCUGAAAACAAUGCUUGAAUCGCACAAACUUGACACCAUUAAAUAUUUAGCAGGUUCAGUAUUUACAUGCCUUACAGUCGCACUGGGGUUUUACCGUUUAUGGAUAUAACAAAGCAUCUCUCUUGAAAGGACUUGUACUAUCUUGCCUUACCAAACAAAAAACAAACAAAAAAACCCUACAAAGAAGUAUUGUCACUUUUUUUGAAAUAAUGUAGUCUUUACUUCAGAGUCACUGCCAUUUUAUUUAUUUGUUUAGACUACAGAAUGUAGCCAAAGAAUGUGCCUCAGAACAAAUGUAAGUACUGAAAUACUGAUAGAAACAUAGCCUGGAAUCACAGGCAACUGUAUUUUGCACAUCAGAGCCCACUCAUCUAAAUUUUUGUGUGUCUCUGGGCUAUUGUAAAACUAAAAUGUCAGGUUAUAAACAUAUCAAGCAUGAUAAGUUAUAGUAGAAUGUACUAGGGUUUUAUAUGUCAAGUACCAAGGGAGGGAAAAAUAUAAGCAUUCUUUUUGACAUCAUUCCUUCAGAGGUGAAAAAUUAUUCAAUUAAAUUGCAAGUUAUCUUUCCACUAGUGUUGAUAAAACACUAUGGGUGGAAUUCAACAUCACACUUUUCCAGUCGUUCUAUCUGUGCAAUUGUUCCAGUCUGCCAGCUGGAACAAUGCCUCCCCCUCUCCACCCCACACACUUACUGUUUGGGAAUUCUCCUGGUCUCCCCAGAACCAAUUUUGGGGAUCACAGGGAGAGGGCAGGAGAAAGCCCCAUUGUGCAAACAAAAAUCCUAGCACAGGGCUUCCACAGAUGGGGCUGGUUAGUUGAAUCACACCCAUUGUAAAUAUUUUAUUGUACUUUAAUAGAUUGACAGGUUUUAUUGUGGUCUGCUGUUGUAAAAUUCCGUCCAAAUAAUAAUGUUUUACGAGCAGAUGUAGAAAUAUCAUGUUCAUAAGCAAAUGCCAAAGAAACGAUAGACUAGAAACCACCACAUGCUAGCCGUUACCUUGAUAUAAAAGUGGAAAAAAUAAAGCUCAGUGAGAUACAUGAGCUUUUUAUAUAGGCACUGAAAAUUUCUUGGUUGAUAGAAGAGAGUGGCCUCCAUUCAAAAAUUUAGGAAAACUAAGGUAGAGUUCAUUGAGGGAAAAUAAGAAGCAGAUAGUGCAGUCUUAUACAUAUCUACUUAAAACCACUUAGAAGGCAUUUUGGUAAGUAAGCAGUGUAUAAAGUAGUGAUAAUCAUAUUAAUAGUAAGUUCUGAUGAGAUCAUUGGAGCAUGAAAGCAAACUCAGAUGCAGCUCAGUAGUAGGAAAAUUCACUAGAAUGAUUGUCUUUUGUGGGGUGUCUUGAACAGUUUGAAAAUAUUAAUAAGUACUUCCUAGUGUUAUUAUUGAGGAAUAUCUAUAUGCAGACUAAUGGCUGAUGAAUGUAACCUUUUUUUAGAGCAAGCCAUUAUAAAUAAA
Messenger RNA from Podarcis muralis (Common wall lizard), 2514 nucleotides. RefSeq names its product mitochondrial calcium uniporter regulator 1 (gene MCUR1). The record is from RefSeq and is a predicted model, not a curated record. Lineage: Eukaryota; Metazoa; Chordata; Lepidosauria; Squamata; Lacertidae. Gene Ontology annotation, cellular component: mitochondrial inner membrane; mitochondrion. Gene Ontology annotation, biological process: calcium import into the mitochondrion; positive regulation of mitochondrial calcium ion concentration.